This is a messenger RNA of Vitis riparia (riverbank grape), 1027 nucleotides long. Its product is annotated as PHD finger protein ALFIN-LIKE 1-like. Gene Ontology annotation, molecular function: histone binding; transcription cis-regulatory region binding; transcription coregulator activity. Bases 100 to 825 code for a protein of 241 amino acids. The transcript is spliced from 5 exons. NCBI's taxonomy places the organism in Eukaryota, Viridiplantae, Streptophyta, Magnoliopsida, Vitales, Vitaceae. Gene Ontology annotation, biological process: regulation of DNA-templated transcription. The record is from RefSeq and is a predicted model, not a curated record. Gene Ontology annotation, cellular component: nucleus.
AGCGAAAAAGAGCCCAGGCGGUGUGUCCGUACAUCUGUUGGUGCCUGGAUCUCUCUGUGAAAAUCUCGAGCUGGUUUCAGAUCUCGAACCCUCCAUGAGAUGGCUUCCAUCGACUCCAGUCCUCGCACCGUUGAAGACAUUUUCAAGGACUACAAAGCUCGACGCAGCGGCGUAGUUCAAGCUCUCACCUUCGAUGUCGACGAAUUCUACGCGCUAUGCGAUCCAGAGAAGGAGAAUUUGUGUUUGUACGGACAUCCGAAUGGGUCAUGGCAUGUGGCUAUGCCAGCGGAGGAAGUUCCGCCUGAGCUGCCGGAGCCGGCUUUAGGGAUUAAUUUUGCAAGAGAUGGGAUGAACAGGAGAGACUGGCUUGCGUUAGUUGCUGUGCAUAGUGAUUCUUGGUUGCUUUCUGUGGCAUUUUACUUUGGUGCUAGCCUUAACCGUAACGACAGGAAGCGGCUUUUUAGCAUGAUAAACGAUCUGCCCACUGUCUUUGAAGCUGUAACCCAAGGAAAACUUGUCAAAGACAAACCCACUAUGGAUAGUGGAAGCAAAUCGAAGAGUAGCACGAAGAGAUCAAUUGAUGGCCAGGUGAGAAAUGACCUAAGGCCACGAGAUGAGGGCUAUGUGGAGGAUGACGAUGAACACAGUGAAACCCUUUGUGGUAGCUGUGGGGGAAAUUACAAUGCUGAUGAGUUCUGGAUCGGCUGUGACAUCUGUGAGAGGUGGUUCCAUGGAAAGUGCGUGAAGAUAACACCAGCCAAGGCUGAAAGUAUCAAGCAGUAUAAAUGCCCUUCUUGCAGCUUGAAGAAGGGCAGGCUGAACUAAAAAGGCUUCUGAAGGAGUUAACCUUCUUGUUUCAUACCCAAUUUCUUAGGAUUGCUGGCUUUUCAACAUCUUAAUGUUCACCAUAACAAAUGCUCUUUUUAAGGGAAUUGAAGUUCUGCUUCUUCCCCUACAAUGCCUGUCUCAGCACUUUUUCAUAUAAGACAGCGUUUGGUAUCAUCUCAUGAAAGUUCUAAUUUCAGGA